Messenger RNA from Diversispora eburnea, 303 nucleotides. The record is from the annotation of a GenBank genome assembly. Lineage: Eukaryota; Fungi; Glomeromycota; Glomeromycetes; Diversisporales; Diversisporaceae.
AUGAAAUCAAUUACGAUUACUCGAAAAGAACCUGAAUCAAAACAAACAUUCAGGAUUGCACCUGACGCUACUUCUGCUGUAAUCGAAAAGGAGUUGGGAUCCUUUUUUCGUGUCUCAAAUUUCCAUCUAAUGGAUACGGAGUCAAAUGAUGUAAUUUUUAAGACAUACGGUAGUUUUUGUGACGGAAAAUCUUAUGAAAUCUGCCUUAAUGUUAGUCACACUAAUUCGACGCUUGCGAAGCUUGUCGAAAGGGGAAGCGAAAAUGCGAACGAAAUGCAAAUGAUAAAUGUACACGUUGCAUAA